UAUAUUAUUUAUCUUAUUCGAUUAUCAAGAGGGCCUAUAGACCUUGGCCACGUAUUUGACACAAGUGGCUUUGACAAAAUAUAAAUAAAUGAAAAAUGUACCGUAGAUUCAUAAUUACUACCAUCCUCAAGGCCAGUGACUCGAGUUAUUGUAAUAAUUUCAAAAAUAUAAACAUGUCUGCUUGUGCGCUUACAAGACCAGGCAACAUAGUAAACUAUGAUCAGUUUAAAACCUUAAUGCAAGAUGAAAAAGUUGUUGUAAUCGAUGUCAGACAACCUGAAGAAUUAAAAGAGCAUGGGGCAUUACCUAAAGGCAUUAACGUACCACUAAUGAAUAAUGAACUAGAAGAAGCUUUCAAGUCAUUGACAAAUGAGCAAUUUUCAAAAAAAUACGGACACGAGAAACCAGACAAGGACACUCCAAUCAUAUUUUCGUGUAUGAAGGGUGGUAGAAGUACCAAAGCAGAAGAAAUAGCUUUAAAACUAGGCUACAAAAACAUCAAAAACUUUACAGGAGGAUGGACAGAGUGGGCAGAAAAAAACAAAAACUAAUUUAUUAAAAUUGUAUAAAUUUUUCUAUACCAAAAUAAUAUACAUAACAAGAGGAAGGACUAGAUUAUCAAUUUGUGUUGUUUUAGCCUCGACCAACGAUCCAACAAUAACCGCUAUCACUAUCCUGAUAACGUGCUCAAAGGUCAAAAACCACAAAACACCUAAAAACAAUAUUUAAUACUCCAAUAACAAAUAAACAAUAAUUAUUACCUAAAUAAAACAGCAAAUAAACAAAACCCAAUUGGCUCAAAACGCACCCCAAAGUUCCUUCAAUAGUUUUAAGUGAAUCCUUCCAUUUAAACUUGCCAAAAUUCGAACCAAUGUAACUAGCACUGGUGUCUCCAAUACCUAUCGACAAUAGGCCGCUAAGUAAAGGUAGAAGACCGAAUUGAGCUGAGUCUGUUACGUCGCAUGGCGAGGGAUGAAGCCAAAUGGGCAGAGAAAUACCCACCAACAAAUAAAUCGGUGUUAAAGCUAAUAGUCCUGUGUCUUUAUCGUCGCUGAACACAAUGUAGCCGUCUUGCAGGCGACUGCCUAAGGGAGGAAUCGAUAACAGUCUUAGAAUCUAGAAAAAUAAGUCUUUUAAAUGGAUAAUUAAUUAAUGUCUGAUUGAUGAUUAAGUUAUAUUUUCUCUUUGUACUGUUAAAAUCUUGCCAGUUUCCAGAGAACAAAAUAUCUUUUUCUCCUUUUGUUUAGCAUAACAUCCUGUAGAAUAUUGCUCAUCUAGGUUUCUAUCAAAAAGUUUUUUAAAAUAAUGGACUCUAGAUACAGGUUGUCCCAAAAAUUAUUUGUUGUAUUUAAAAAAAGUUAGCAGUAAGCUUGUGAGUUUUUAAAGAUACCCUGUAUGAAAGUAAAUUUAAAGUUUGAAUGCAAGAAAUAAGUUGACAAUAUACUGGUGGUGAUUACAGCAACAGGCUUACCAUAUAUUUUGUAUUUUAUUCACAUUUUGAAAUUUUAUUGAGUUAUUCAAGACAUUCAAUUUGAAUUUUCUGAGUUUUAUACAAACUUUGAUAAGUCUAGUUGAGACUGGAUCAUCUAGAGAAGUAUGAAACUCUGAUUUUUCAGUUUUUGAACCUUAAAGAGCUGAAAUUGAAGUAGAUAAUCGUAAAAAUCCUAUUCCUGGCUCUACUGGUCAAAAUUUAACCAAAAGAUGUACAAAACUUUGAUUUCUCACCAUUCUAUAGUUGAAUGUAGACCAGAGAGGGUCACAAAAGUCAUUUUUCAACUUCCUUGUGCAACUGGAGACACCUGAAAAUUCUAUAUUCAAUGAUCCUAGAGCUAAAAUUUGACCUAGAGAAGCAUGAAAACUUUAUUCGUGAUACAACUGGGCCAGUUGAACUGGCCUAAAAGACAUACAAAAUCCUGAUUUCUGACCAUUCUUGUUAAAGUUGGACCAGAGAAGGUUACAAGUCAUUUUUGAACUUCUUUGUACUGGAGAAGUUUCAAAACCUCAGAACCAACUCUUCCAAGGCUGAAACUCAUACUAGAAAAGCAUGAAAGAACAUCUUUUUCUUGGUUCUGCUGAUCAAAAUUACUCUAAAAGAUAGGUAUACAAAAUCCUGAUUUCUCAUCUUUCUAUAGUUGAAAAUAGACCAGAAAGGUUCACAAAACUCAUUUUUGAACUUUCUUGUACUGAAAUUCAAUUGCAGAAAUUUUGGAACUCCAGAACCAACUCUCCCAGAGCUGAAAUUUACACUAGAAAAACAUGAAAGAACAUCUUAUUCCUGACUCUGCUGAUCAAAAUUACCCUAAAGAUAUACAGAAUCCUGAUUUCUC
Messenger RNA from Ceutorhynchus assimilis (cabbage seed weevil), 2327 nucleotides. Lineage: Eukaryota; Metazoa; Arthropoda; Insecta; Coleoptera; Curculionidae. The record is from the annotation of a GenBank genome assembly.